Messenger RNA from Punica granatum (pomegranate), 1702 nucleotides. NCBI's taxonomy places the organism in Eukaryota, Viridiplantae, Streptophyta, Magnoliopsida, Myrtales, Lythraceae. The record is from RefSeq and is a predicted model, not a curated record.
UCUUCUCGCAGAUCCCAAAAUGCUGGUCGUCUCCCUCACCAGUCUCUGAGGACGAACCUCGAAAACCAUUGAUGUCUGAACUCAGCUCACCUCAAUCUGCAUGAAAUUCCUCCUCUUUCUGCAGCUCGCGCUGUCGUUCUGAGAUCACAUCACCGGUGAGGCUUCAUCUCCGAGCUCAUACAUGAGAUUUUCUGUCGUGGUUACUCCUCCCUGACCCGUUAUGCCAUCAUUUCGUUGCUCUGCAUUUCUCUCCGGGCUGUUCUUGAUUUCCGAUUUUUCCUUCAUCAGUCAUGUGAGUGAUACCUCAAAGACGGAAGCUCUGUGAUUCCCGGUGCUGUAAUUGCAUCGGCUCCUCAUUAGAAUCACACCCAUUUGGCUGAUGCCCCUGAAUCUCGAUCCCGCCAAUGCUUGGCCGCCAUUCUCUUGCAAAACCCUGAUCCUUGAAUCGACCCUAACAUGAACAUUCAUUCGUACCCGCCCAACAGCCCCAAAUCGUUUCCUGCAUAUCCCAGGCGCGACUUGGACUUGGAAUCAGGAUUAGGCACGAUCAGGAGGCCGCGGAAGCAGAAAAGUUCGAAUCUUUGCUCUGAUUCUGUCAAAAUGCUCAAAUCUCUCGGUGCCCGAAUCCAGUACUAUUACAAGCUCCAUCCUUUGCUAUUCUUCACCAUUUCGUUGUGCUUCGGGGUGGCGGUUCUGAUAAUUCUGUCGAUCUACGAGUUCCAAUAUAGGACCGUGGCUGACUAUAGGAGACUGAAUCUGGGUUUUGAUAAAUACCCGUUCGCUAAGCUUGAGAACCUCGUGAUGGUGGCUGGGCAUUCUGUGUAUACGAGUAACAGUUGUGGGAAGGUGGAUAAGGAGGAUUCUUGGGUUUUGGAGUCUUAUCAGAAGCACCCGGGACAAGCUGCUACGUUUGUGACCCAUAUAAAGGAAGGCGUUGAAAUUGUGGCAAAAGAUGAUGCUGCUUUGCUUCUAUUUAGUGGCGGAGAGACCCGGAAGGAUGCUGGCCCUCGAAGUGAAGCCCAGAGUUAUUGGGCCGUCGCUGAAUCGAAGGGAUGGUUCGGUAACAAAGAGACUGUGCGGUGGAGGGCACUGACUGAAGAGCAUGCCCGAGACAGCUUUGAGAAUCUUCUCUUCAGCGUGUGCCGCUUCCGGGAGCUCACUGGCACAUAUCCAACUAACAUAACCGUUGUGAGCUAUGAUUUCAAAGAGGAUAGAUUUGCGGGUCUACACCGAUCUGCUCUUAGGUUCCCGGAGUCGAGGUUCUUCUAUUGGGGCACACCGGCUUCAUCUACUGCAAGAGAAGCCGCUCUCAAAGGAGAGGCUCUCGUGCGUCAACAGUUUCAAGAAGAUCCUUAUGGUUGUCGAGGUUCAUUGCACCGGAAAAAGCUAGGGCGGGACCCUUUUCAUCGGUCCAUCCCAUACCCUAAUGGUUGCCCUGAAAUUGAAGGUUUGUUCCGGUACUGUGGAACAGCCCUUUACUCCGGUUCACUUCCUUGGAUAUAGUUUCUUUUAGGCCCAUAAUGUAAUGUGUGUCAACAUGUGGAAUAGAAGGGAAAAAAGAAGAUAAAUUAUCCAACUCAAAAGGGUAUGGUAUGAGCUAUGAUGGCACCAAUUGUGAACUGAAGAAGUCGUGUUUUCUUUCAGUUUACGAGUUUACGGAAUGAUUAUACGAAAGCUGAAACGUUUGAGAGCUAUUGGCCUU